Dentiscutata erythropus is the source of this 248-nucleotide messenger RNA. The record is from the annotation of a GenBank genome assembly. NCBI's taxonomy places the organism in Eukaryota, Fungi, Glomeromycota, Glomeromycetes, Diversisporales, Gigasporaceae.
AUGCACAAACAAUAUAAUCUUGAUCUUUCUAUCAAAUCUGCAAAUAAUACACCAUCCAGCUGCUUAAUUUUUUCUUCAAGAUCUACAGAGUCAUAUUUAUCUAUAAAAGAAAUUCUUGUAUCAUUAGAUAUACAACAAUUUGAAUUAAAUAAUGCAGCCUUUUUGGAAGAUUUCUCAAACUUAUCUUCUAUUGAUUACUCUUACAAAUUCGAAUCUUCUUAUGUACUAGAAGCACUUUCUGAUGUUGA